GCAGCGCGGCAGCCGUGCGCGCCUGGGCAUGGCCCGCUCGGCGCGGGCGCAGGCUGGCGGCGCGCCAGGCAGUCGAGGGGCGCUUGGCGGCUGCUCUCUCUCGCGUUGCCGAGCUGGAGGGCGAGUUGCUGCGCGCGCGGGCGGCGCCAGCGGCCCCUGCCUGUGCUCCCACUGCCGACCUCGAGGCCAGGAUCCAGGCAGAGGUCGAGCAGCGCCUCGCCCUCAUCGAGCCGUGCAUCGACCAUUGGGUCAGGACGGCCGUGCUCGAGGACGAGGAGGUGCAGGAACGCACGGCGAUUGUCCCUUCGCAGCCCCGCCCGCUGGUAGUGGGGAUGAACACGGCGGCGCACCAGUUCAGGGUGCGGGCCGCCGACAUCGCCAAGAUGAACCAGAAGGAGCUCAACGCUUCGCAGCGCGGGGUUCGGAAGGCGGCGAAGAGGCCUGGGGCGCGGUGCGCGACGCCCUGGCGCCAGCCGCUCGGCCGCCAAGGCGGCCCCAUACAAGUGGGCGGUCGCUGCGCGAGGGGGCCGCCGCUGGGCGCGGAGCGCGCCUCCCCGUGGGCAGCCUGUCCUUCCAGCGAUGCUGUUCCACCUGGCGCGGCCAAGCCUGGUGAAGCGGAUGCUCACGCCAGGCUGCCGGGUGGCGCGGGUCCUCUAGGGCUUCGUUUCUCCGGCUGCGACUUCGUCGCGGAGGAGGUCGAGGAGUCGGUGGAGAGCGUCGGUGGCGACGACAUCGUCGCGGGGGAGGUCGAUGAGUCGGAGGAGCGCGUCGGUGGCGACGUCGGGUUCUGCUGUGGUCCCUCGGCCCCUGCGGCCGUCGGGGCUCCCGACGCGGCGGUCGAGGCCGCUGGCGCCGACCCCGGGGGGGGGCGUUUUCGGAACCCUGGGGGCUUGGGUGCGUUUCCCAUCCGUGAUGCCAUAGCGUGGGCUGAUGUGCAGGAGGAUGGGGAUAACGGCAGAUACGGCGACGUCGUGGACAACGUGGCCGACCGCGAGGACGGCUUGCUCGCCCAUGAUGCGCGGCGCCGCCUGCGCGUACUGCAGAGGCAGGCGGCGGGGGAGAGCCAGGGCGCGGUUGUCGACGACCGCGACGUGAUGAGGCCAGGCUGGCAAGCGGUGGACGCCUUGGCGGGCUCGGAAAUCCCACCCUUGUCGGACGAGCUGCGGGCUGGACUUGCAUGGCUCCGCGAGUUCCUCGAAACCAGGCUCGCCGACGGCUGCGGGCUUCGCAGGCUCGCGGUGCGCAGGGGCCACGUCGGCGAUGCGGCGAUCCUCGACUCCCCGCAGGAGCUGAGGGCGCGCCUCAAUAAUCAUCGUCGGCGUUGA
This is a messenger RNA of Prorocentrum cordatum, 1325 nucleotides long. The record is from the annotation of a GenBank genome assembly. Lineage: Eukaryota; Dinophyceae; Prorocentrales; Prorocentraceae.